Messenger RNA from Myotis davidii, 948 nucleotides. Its product is annotated as ATP synthase subunit delta, mitochondrial-like. The record is from RefSeq and is a predicted model, not a curated record. Lineage: Eukaryota; Metazoa; Chordata; Mammalia; Chiroptera; Vespertilionidae. Bases 222 to 557 code for a protein of 111 amino acids. Gene Ontology annotation, biological process: proton motive force-driven ATP synthesis. Gene Ontology annotation, molecular function: proton-transporting ATP synthase activity, rotational mechanism. The transcript has 2 exons.
GUGCUGGCAAGGGGGCCUGACUUAAGAGGAGGAAAUUUGUGCAGAAAGAAACCAGCUCUAAGACCUUCACCAGCAUUAGUCUCCAAAGCUACAGCCAUCCAGGAUUCAAACACAGCCCUCUGUUCACCUGAACCCGCUCCGCUAAUGAGCUCGUGGGUGAAGAGAAGGGUCUGUCCCCAUGACCAGCCACCAGCAGAUGCCCCUGUUGGCCCCCUGGUCUCAUGUGUUCUCUCCAGGUGCCCAUUCCCUGUGCUGGAUCCCAGGGUUCUUGUGGGGCCACUGUCCUGGGGCUGGUGGUUUCCUCUAAGCCUGGAUGUGGCGGUCUCACCCCCUCUCCUCCUGCAGUUAGCAGCGGCUCGGUAACAGUGAACGCUGACUCAUCAGUUCAGUUACUGGCUGAAGAGGCUGUGUCGCUGGACAUGCUGGAUUUGGGGGCGGCCAAGGCAAACUUGGAGAAGGCACAAUCGGAGCUGUCAGGGGCAUCCGACGAGGCCAUGAGGGCUGAGAUCCAAAUCCGAAUUGAGGCCAACGAAGCCCUGGUGAAGGCUCUGGAGUAGGCGGUGCGUGCUCCUCGCCGGUGUCAGCGGGGAAACCAAGGCCCAGAGUGGGACAGGGGCUGGAACCAGCUCUCAUGGGUCCAGUAUGAGGGUGGGGGCAACCCCUCUGGGAGGUAGCCAUCCUUGCCAGUGAGGCCACCAGGGGGCAGCAAAUUGCUAGCUUCUCCCAGUGCAUACCCCCUGGGCCCAGGGCUGGUGGCAAGGGUGAGCUCAGAGACCCUGCUCUGCUCUUGGGGGGACUGUCACCUAGGGGAUUUGCCUCCCACCUCCAAAGACCCCACCAACCUGACCUGCUGCCCUCCACCCUCAUGCUGUAGAGACCUCUCCUCCCUCCUGCCUUCUCUGGACUGCUUAUCCCCAGUGUGCACCCCAUUAAAGACCAGGGACCCCA